Molecule: messenger RNA, 1761 nt
Organism: Tarenaya hassleriana
Lineage: Eukaryota; Viridiplantae; Streptophyta; Magnoliopsida; Brassicales; Cleomaceae
Product: F-box/kelch-repeat protein SKIP20-like
Biological process (GO): regulation of phenylpropanoid metabolic process; negative regulation of cytokinin-activated signaling pathway
Molecular function (GO): protein binding
Source: RefSeq, a predicted model, not a curated record
GAAUUGGUUAUUGAAUUUUAUGCGGACUAUUUAAUACAAUAUGUAAAUAUUUGACCUUUACAAUAAUUUUGUUGUAGAUAUUUGCACGAACGUUAAAUAUCCGUAAAAAAAAAAAAUAAAAGAGGGGAGGGUGCGUAAAUAUUUUGCGGAAGCAGUUUGUUUUUGGCGGGAUUUUUCACAGAGGCCAUAUACAUAUAUAUAUAUAUAUAUAUAUAUAUAUAUGUAUAUGCAUAUUUUCGACCACCUCUUCAACUGUGUAUCCAUUGAAAUCACACAGCUCUCGUCAAUUUUUGUUUUGAAUAUUUCUGGGUUUUGUAGCUAAACCAAUGAUUUAGUAGAUCAGAUUAUAUAUAUCUUCGUCGAGAGAGGAAAAUAGAUAGGAGAUGCGAAGAAGAAGAUGACAGGGGAAAUUCGCGGAGGAUAUUUCCAGAUGUGUCGGAAUCUGAUUCCCGGUUUACCAGAUGACUUGGCCAUGGAGUGCUUGGUUAGGGUUCCUUACAGGUUUCACUCCGCCAUGAAAUCCGUCUGCCACUCAUGGCGGACCUUGCUCUCUCUCACGUCGUUUUACCGGGAGCGGCGGGGGUGCGGCAAAUCUGAGCCUCUUCUAUGCCUCGUUCGAUCGCUGGCACCGCCGCCGGAACCGGUGAUCGACGAGGACGAGAAGAAAACGGAGACCGGCGAGUGGCAGGAGCCGCGCGUGUGCGGCGCACCCCGAUACGGGCUGAGCGUGUACAACGCGGCGGCGAACACGUGGCACCGAAUCGCGCUCCCCCAGCCGAUUGCGCUUCGGCACGCCGGAAAAGUGCUGCUUAUCGGCGGGUGGGACCCGGAGACGCUGCAGCCUGUGAGGGACGUGUUUGUCCUCGACUUCGCCGGCGAGGGAAGUGGCCGGAGGUGGCGGCGAGGGGCGUCGAUGGCGGUGGCUCGGUCGUUCUUCGCCUGCGCCGCGGCCGGUCCGGCGAAGGUGUUCGUCGCCGGAGGACACGACGACCAGAAGAACGCCCUCAGAUCGGCGGAGAUGUACGAUGUGGAAAAGGACGAGUGGAUGACGCUUCCUCCCAUGGAGGAAGAAAGGGACGAAUGCCAUGGAUUUGCCAUGGCGGCGGAUCCAGGGUUUUGCGUGCUGAGCGGUUACAGGACGGAGACUCAAGGCCAAUUCCGAUCCGACGCCGAAGUUUACGAUCCAGAUUCGGAUUCCUGGACUAGAAUCGAAAACGCCUGGCCGUUUCCCGACACAAGUCCGAGAGGCCGAAUCGCCGUCCCGGGUGAACGGAGGCUAUGGUGCUUCGCUGGAGAGAGUCAGCUUCGAUGGGAAGCCGAGGACGAUUCGAAGAAACGGAAGCUGGCGGUGGAGACGAUCCAGCUUCCGAUGGCGGCAACGUCAGUAUUCGCCGCAAGUUUGGCAGAAGGAAGCGGAGAUGGAGCGGUGGUGAUGGUGGGGGGAGGAGCAUGCGAAGAGGAAGGGACGACGACGACGAUGAUGAUGGAGGGAGGAAAAUGGAGCCAUGUUGAUACGCCGUUCGGGUUUUCGAGUCUUCCGUUCUCUCAUUCCUCAAUCUGCCUGUGAGAGAUUGGAAGCCAGCGUGGCAUUUUUUUUGUCGUCUUGUGGAUCCCGUGAUACGGGAUAAAGACAACACCCGGAAACUUUUCAAGAAACCCCGAUUUUCCGGAUAAAUAUAAGAUUGGAAUUGAGAAAGCGGAAUCCUUAAUUGUAUUUUGUAACAUUUCUCUUAUAUUUCAUUUUUUAAUUAUUUAUUUCUC